Pyricularia oryzae 70-15 is the source of this 1411-nucleotide messenger RNA. Its product is annotated as dihydrodipicolinate synthase. Lineage: Eukaryota; Fungi; Ascomycota; Sordariomycetes; Magnaporthales; Pyriculariaceae. The coding region runs from base 253 to 1221 and encodes 322 amino acids. The transcript has a single exon. Gene Ontology annotation, molecular function: 4-hydroxy-tetrahydrodipicolinate synthase activity. The record is from RefSeq and is a predicted model, not a curated record.
GUUCAAGAUGGACACUUCUAAUCCGACCUCCGACAUCUAUUGGCUGGAAUCUUUGGUUUCCGGAAUCCCUGACUCCGCAAGCAACAUCAUUUACUCAUCACAAAGCGCUCCAGAAUAAAUAAAACACAGUCUGGACAUCGCACCACAAGGGGGAACCUACCAAAAUCGCACUUCAUACACAUCAUAUCCGUUUAACAAAAACAACCCCACCUCCCCUCCACAACCACUAGCUUCUCCUCUUUGUCAACAACAAUGUCGACUACUCAGACCUGGAAGGUCCCACCAUCGGGCGUCUGGGCCCCGGCCGUUACGCUCUUCGACCCGGAGACGGACAAGCUCGUGCUCGAGGACCAGAAAAAGUACUAUGCACACCUGUCCAAAUCCGGGCUGGCGGGGCUCGUGGUGCUGGGCACCAACGCCGAGACCUUCCUGCUGACGCGCGAGGAGCGCCGACAGCUGCUCGAGGCGGCGCGCCAGGCCGUCGGGCCGGGCUUUCCCAUCAUGGCCGGGUGCGGCGGGCACUCGACGGCACAGGUGCUCGAGUUCCUGCGCGACGCGGCCGACGCCGGCGCCGACAGCGCCCUCGUCCUCCCGCCCGCCUACUUUGGCAAGGCGACCACCCCGGCCGUCGUCGAGCGCUUCUUUGCCGACGUCGCGGCCGCCACGCCCCUGCCGAUCGUGCUGUACAACUUCCCGGGCGUCUGCAACAGUGUGGACCUCGACUCGGACCUCAUCGCCACCCUCGCGCGCCGCCACCCGCAGGUCGUGGGCGUCAAGCUCACCUGCGGCAGCGUCGCCAAGAUUGUGCGCCUGGCCGCCGAGCUGCCGGCAGACGAGUUUGCCGUCUUUGGCGGCCAGUCGGAUUUUCUGCUGGGAGGGCUGGCGUCGGGCAGCGCGGGGUGCAUCGCGGCGUUUGCCAACGUCUUCCCGCGCUCGCUGGCUAGGAUCUACGAGCUGUGGAAGGCGGGCGAGGGGGACGAGGCACUGCGGCUGCACAAGGCUGCCGCGCUGGCCGAGAGGCCGUGCAAGAGCGGCAUCGCCAUGACCAAGUACGCCGCGGCUGUGUUUUCGGCGACCAGGGCGGGCGUCGAGGAUGCGGAGCGCAAGAUGCUGCCGAGGAGGCCGUAUGCGGGCCCUGGGGAGGCGGAUAAGGCCAAGUGUCGGGAGGUCAUGGCUGAGCUUGCUAAGAUUGAGGAGGAGCUGGCGGACAAGUCCACGUAGAGGACUAGCUCCUACGAUUUUGUAUUUUUUUUUUGUCUUUGUCUUUUUGUAGCUACUCUUGAAGAAAAAGAAAAUAAUGUGUGAUGCUGGUUGCGGACAUCUUGUUCGGUAUUAUAGUAUAACCCUAACCCUACGUUGUUCUAUCCUAUGGUACUGUAGCUUACCCCGGAAUAGGGGAUUGCGGAUCGCC